GAUACCGCUUCUUCUCGUAUUUUCUUUCUCAUUUUCAAAAGAAGGCCAACACUGAAACCCUAGACAAAAAUCUACCAGCUUCAGCUACUGAUCCCUCGAGUCUCACACUUUAACCUCAAGCUAUGCAAUCACCGGUUCUUGUUCUCAAGGAUUCGCUCACCCGUGAAUCUGGAAGUAAGGUUCAUCAUGCAAAUAUACAAGCUUCUAAGGCAGUUGCUGAUAUUAUUCGCACCACAUUGGGGCCAAGGUCCAUGUUGAAGAUGCUUCUAGAUGCUACUGGGGGAAUUGUUGUCACUAAUGAUGGGAAUGCCAUUUUGAGGGAACUGGAUAUUGCUCACCCAGCUGCAAAGUCCAUGAUUGAACUAAGUCGCACACAAGAUGAGGAAGUUGGUGAUGGAACUACCUCAGUCAUUGUUCUUGCUGGUGAGAUGCUUCAUGUGGCUGAAGCUUUCAUUGACAAAAAAUACCACCCUACAGUUAUCUGCAGAGCUUACAACAAGGCUCUUGAAGAUGCUCUUGCUGUGUUGGACAAAAUCUCCAUGUCUAUUGAUGUCAAUGAUCGUUCCAUGAUGCUAGGUUUAGUGAAGAGUUGCAUUGGCACCAAGUUUACAAGUCAAUUUGGGGAUUUAAUUGCAGAUCUAGCACUAGAUGCAACAACAACAGUGGGAGUUGACCUAGGUCAAGGAAUAAAAGAAGUGGACAUCAAAAAAUACAUAAAAGUGGAAAAAAUCCCUGGUGGACAAUUAGAAGAUUCCAAAGUCUUGAAAGGUGUCAUGUUCAACAAAGACGUUGUUGUCCCUGGAAAAAUGAAAAGAAAAAUCGUAAACCCUCGCAUCAUUUUACUAGAUUGCCCUUUGGAAUACAAAAAGGGUGAAAACCAAACAAAUGCAGAAUUAGUUAGAGAAGAAGACUGGGCAGUUCUUCUAAAAAUGGAAGAAGAAUACAUCCAAAAUCUUUGUGUUCAAAUUUUAAAAUUCAAGCCUGAUUUGGUCAUUACAGAAAAAGGACUUAGUGAUUUAGCUUGUCAUUAUCUAAGCAAAGCUGGAGUGAGUGCUAUUAGGAGAUUAAGAAAGACAGAUAAUAAUCGGAUUGCUAAAGCUUGUGGGGCUAUUAUUGUAAAUAGACCAGAUGAACUUCAAGAAUCAGAUGUUGGAACUGGAGCUGGACUUUUUGAAGUUAAAAAAAUUGGGGAUGAGUUUUUUGCUUAUAUUGUUGAUUGUAAAGAUCCAAAAGCUUGCACUGUUCUUCUCAGAGGUGCCAGCAAGGAUCUUUUGAAUGAAGUUGAACGCAACUUACAGGAUGCUAUGUCGGUGGCUAGAAACAUCUUGAAGCAUCCAAAACUUGUUCCUGGUGGUGGGGCCACCGAGUUGACUGUUUCUGCUACUCUAAAACAGAAGAGUUCAUCUAUUGAAGGCAUUGAAAAGUGGCCAUAUGAAGCUGCAGCUGUAGCAUUUGAGGCAAUUCCAAGAACAUUGGCACAAAACUGUGGUGUCAAUGUCAUUAGAACCAUGACUGCUCUUCAAGGAAAACAUGCAAAUGGUGAGAAUGCAUGGACUGGGAUCGAUGGGAAUUCGGGUCAAAUUGCUGACAUGAAAGAACUAAAGAUUUGGGAUGCUUAUAAUGUGAAGGCACAAACGUUUAAGACAUCCAUUGAAGCAGCAUGUAUGCUUUUGAGAAUCGAUGAUAUUGUGAGUGGAAUAAAGAAGAGGCAAGCACCUGGUGCAAGUCAACCAUCAAAACCCACUAUUGAAACAGAAGGUGAUGCUGACAAUGAGGGUAUGAUUCCUGAGUGAACAAGUAGCUGAAAACAAAAACAUUAAUCUAGUUUUCUUUUUUUGGAAAGAUUUUCAAUCGGUUUAAUCUGAAUUUGUUAUGUGUUUUUAUUGUGCUACGUGGAUAUUCAAAAUUUUGGUUACUUUUGGGGUGCUAUGAUAUGAUUUGU
Molecule: messenger RNA, 1942 nt
Organism: Lactuca virosa
Lineage: Eukaryota; Viridiplantae; Streptophyta; Magnoliopsida; Asterales; Asteraceae
Source: the annotation of a GenBank genome assembly